AUGUCUAACACGGCGAAGAGUGGGGACUUGAUCCACUUGAACGUGGGCGGGAAGCGGUUCAGCACUUCCCGCCAGACACUUACCUGGGUUCCAGACUCCUUUUUCUCCAGUCUUUUGAGUGGACGCAUUUCCACCCUGAAGGAUGAAACUGGAGCCAUCUUCAUCGACAGAGAUCCGUCUCUCUUUGCGUCCAUCCUCAACUUUCUGCGGACCAAAGAACUUCACCCGCGCUCCAUCAGCGUGCACAUGCUCAUGCACGAGGCCGAGUUCUACGGGAUCACGCCUCUCGUGCGCAAGCUGCAGCUGUGUGACGAGUUGGACCGCUCCUCCUGCGGAAACGUCCUGUUUAACGGCUACCUGCCUCCGCCGGUCCACCCGGCCAAGCGGCGCAAUCGUCACAGCGUGGCUGGCUCUCAGUUCGCGACGGGUCGACCGGCGCCCGGUGAGAGAGCGCCGGUUCGACGCAGCAACACCAUGCCGCCCAACCUGGGUAACUCCGGGAUGCUGACGAGGGGCGACGAAAGGGUGUCGGGAGGUCCGUUGUCAGAUCCCGGCUUGGUCAGGAUCAUUUGCGGGCAUCACAAUUGGAUCGCAGUGGCAUACUCGCAGUUUGUGGCCUGUUACAGAGUGAAGGAGUCGAGCGGCUGGCAGCAGGUCUUCACGUCGCCUCGCCUGGACUGUCUGAUCGACCGGGUGGCGCUCAACGCCAGGGUGAUGGGCGGCUGCCUCGGUGACAACGACAAGAUGGUGGCCGUUGCCUCGGGAACCGAGAUCAUCCUCUGGUCCAUCUGCCCCGACGGCAACGGGAACGAGAUCGGCGUAUUUGGCCUCAACGUGCCGGUGGAGUCUCUCUUCUUCGUGGGGAACCAGCUGAUUGCCACAAGUCACACCGGGAAGGUUGGCGUGUGGAAUGCCGUCACCAAGCACUGGCAGAAUCAAGACGUCGUUCCCAUCAGCAGCUACGACACGGCCGCCUCCUUCCUCAUCCUCGGGUGCAAUAACGGAUCCAUCUACUACAUCGACGUUCAGAAGUUUCCCCUGAGGAUGAAAGACAACGAUCUGUUGGUGACGGAACUUUAUCGGGACCCCACCGAGGACGCCAUCACCGCGCUCAGCGUUUACCUCACACCCAAAACCAGCGACAGCGGCAACUGGAUCGAGAUCGCUUACGGCACCAGUUCCGGAGCGGUGCGCGUCAUCGUGCAGCACCCGGAAACCGUGGGAUCGGGCCCGCAACUUUUUCAGACCUUCUCGGUCCACCGCAGCCCCGUCACCAAGAUCAUGCUCUCUGAGAAGCACCUCAUCUCAGUGUGCGCGGACAACAACCACGUCCGCACGUGGACCGUGACACGCUUCCGGGGCAUGAUCUCCACCCAGCCGGGCUCCACGCCGCUCACUUCCUUCAAGAUCCUCAGCCUGGAUGAAGUGGACGGACAGGGAGGCUGCAGCGCCGGCACCGAGAUAGGGCCGUACGGCGAGCGAGACGACCAGCAGGUCUUCAUCCAGAGAGUCGUUCCGGACACCGACAAACUAUACGUCAGGCUGUCCUCCAACGGGAAGAGAGUGUGCGAGGUGCGCUCGGUGGACGGCACGUCCAUCACGGCGUUCGUGGUUCACGAGUGCGAAGGUUCCAGUCGCAUCGGCUCGCGGCCUCGACGCUACCUGUUCAGCGGACACGCCAACGGAAGCAUCCAAAUGUGGGACCUGACAACCGCCAUGGAGAUCGCAGGGAAGGUGGACAUCCGAGCGCUGGGCGGGCCCACCGAGGAAGAGCUGCUGGAGCUUUUGGACCAGUGUGACCUCGCUCUCACCAGAACUCCCGACAGCACGCCAAGAACCUCCAUGUGCAGUUUGUCUUCAGGUUCUUGCGACGGCUUUCGAGCGGAUCGCGUCUGCUCUUCCGGAGGAGGAGGAAGAGGCCCUUCUCUCUACGGUAGUCUUCCUCGCCAAGCUCCGCCCCCUAAAUCCUCACCUUCGGGACCGCCGCCCAACUUCGCCUUCGCCGCGUUCGGACCUCAGUGCCUCGCCGGCUCCAGCCCGCGACCCCGCCGUUUGGCCGAGCGGGAAGGCGGCUGGACGCGCAGGGGCAGUUUCGUGGAACGCUGCCAGGAACUAGCCAAAGGCUCCGACGCCUCGGAGGGCGUCCGCCGAAGUCUGGCCGCGUGCGGCGAGCUGGAGGCGCGCUUCGGCCCGAGGACGCCUCCCGUGGUUUUCUCCGCUCCGCCCGGCCCGCGCCAGCCUUCGUUUAGAAUCGCCGCCCCCGCGUCGCCCGCCACUAGCCCGACGCGCUCGCAGACACCCGCGCCGGCUCGCCGUAACGCCAUCCCCGCUUCCUCGCCGCCGCCCGACGCCGCCGCCUCGCCGGAAAGUCCGGCCGGUGGCGAGGGACCAACAGCCGGUCCCCCGACAGGUAGCCCCAAACCGCACAUGAACGAGACUAGCUUCUGA
This is a messenger RNA of Nerophis lumbriciformis (worm pipefish), 2448 nucleotides long. Lineage: Eukaryota; Metazoa; Chordata; Actinopteri; Syngnathiformes; Syngnathidae. The record is from RefSeq and is a predicted model, not a curated record.